Fomitiporia mediterranea MF3/22 is the source of this 711-nucleotide messenger RNA. Its product is annotated as spindle assembly checkpoint protein. The record is from RefSeq and is a predicted model, not a curated record. NCBI's taxonomy places the organism in Eukaryota, Fungi, Basidiomycota, Agaricomycetes, Hymenochaetales, Hymenochaetaceae. Gene Ontology annotation, biological process: mitotic spindle assembly checkpoint signaling. Bases 1 to 711 code for a protein of 236 amino acids. The transcript has 3 exons. Gene Ontology annotation, cellular component: cytoplasm; nucleoplasm; kinetochore.
AUGGCCACGAAACAGGCGCCGACGCGACAAGCCAUUACGCUGAAAGGCUCAACAGUCAUAGUUACUGACUUCUUCAAGUUUGCUGUCAAUACGAUAUUGUACCAGCGAGGGGUGUAUCCAGCAGAUGACUUUCAUCUUGUAAAGAAAUAUGGCCAGGUGGUCAUGUUGACCCAGGAUCUGGCUCUGGAAAAUUACUUGGACAAUGCUAACAUCAAACAAAUGAUAGAGUGGCUACUUACGGGGAGUGUUACUCAGCUGGUCCUCGCAAUCAUAUCGAAAGACAGUAGAACAACGCUUGAACGAUGGGUGUUUGAUGUGCAUCUGCAAAAUCCACCUACAUCUACUGAUGACCCAGCACCGUACGUUUCGUUGCUAUGGAUCAGUAAUAGAUUGCCGCUUAACAUGUUAGCGUUUGAAUGUGACUGUUUCUGCAGGGCAAGUACAAAGCCGGAAUCGCAAAUUCAGGCCGAAAUACGCGACAUCUUGAAACAGAUCGUUUCGACAGUGACGUUUCUACCAACGAUGGAUGAACCGACGGUGUUCAACAUCUUAGCCUACACAUCAGAGUCGGCUGAUGUUCCCGCGGGCGAGUGGGUGGACACGGACCCGUUGGCGAUUGAGGCCAGCAAAAGCCAACAGGUGAGGCUGCGGAGCUUCAGCACUGACGUCCACCGGGUGGAGGCGAUGGUGGCGUAUCGCUACGAGGGGUAG